AUGCCGGGACUGCAAGCAGCGACAGUGUCGCACCUCGACGAAUCGUCCAUUACUUCGCGCAGCGGUGUGUACCGCGGAGAGAUCGACACGACGUGGUGCAUCGGCUCGGUGCCCAACGGCGGCUACUCGCUCUCGAUCAUCCUCAAUGCGGUGCUGGCCUUUAUGCGCACGCCCGAGGUGACUGCGACCAACAUCAAGAGCAUCGCGCAUAAUGAUCCGCUCCUCCUCUCCGCCACGUAUAUCCAGGCGGUUACAUGGACCCCCUACGAGGUCCGCGUGCAGGUGCUCAAACGCGGCAAGAGUUUAAGCAAUCUUCAGGCGGAUUUGUACCAGGACGGGGUUUUGAGGAUUACGACGCAGGUGCUCGUUACCGACUUUGAAACGCAAAAAACCGCAGCGGAUAGGAUGAAGUUGGAGGGAGGGGAGCAUGAUCCUGCGAAGAAUGGAUAUACGAUUACGGAUAAGAGUCAGUGGGCGCCAGAGUUUCCACUUAGUGCGCCGGAGAAGUGCCAUGCGCCAAGGCCGUUUGGGAACAAGGCGGAGAGCGGCAAGACGUUUGCGUUUGGAGAGCUGAUCACCGUCUCGGCGGAUCCGAAACACAUCCACGCCACCAAAACCUCGGACGUCCUCUCUGCCGGAGCGUACUAUGCGCUCACCCCGCAACCUCGGCUCUCACUCGAUGCCGACAAAGUGGCCAAGGGGCGAGUGGCGGAUGGGAAGAAUCUGAUCCCGUUUUUCGCCGACAUGUUCCUGUCCCCACCAAUGAUGCUUCCCGGCCAUCACGAUGCUCACUGGUACCCCACGCUCCAUUUGACAGUCGAGUUCAAAAGAGCCCUCCCCAAGCAGCCGGUCACGAGGACCGCAACGCUGUCGAAAGGAAGAUUCAUGAUCAAUGGCCAGCACGAAUCGGAUACCGAACUAUGGUCCCAUCCCGACGAUCAACACCUCUUCAACAGCAAACAGGCCACAGAGAGACGCAGCUGGAUCCUCGCCGUUGCCAGACAGACCGCCCUGGUGCUCCCGUUCGCAGUUAACCAGAACAAAACCAAGGCCAAACUCUAA
Molecule: messenger RNA, 1062 nt
Organism: Moesziomyces antarcticus
Lineage: Eukaryota; Fungi; Basidiomycota; Ustilaginomycetes; Ustilaginales; Ustilaginaceae
Exons: 1
Coding region: 1-1062 (353 amino acids)
Source: RefSeq, a predicted model, not a curated record